AGUUCACGGUGUCUUCUCACUUGGUCGACGGAGUUUUAAGGGAGUUUUUCACAUUUGUUUUCAAAUAUAUACUACUUUAUUUGUCCGCAUAUACGCACCGUGUCAUUAGGAACAGUAUAUAUUUAAAGAACAGCGCAAUGUCUGCCGCGAACCACAACAGCAGCAACGACGCCGCGGCCUCCCUCACGGAGGAGCAGAUCGUGAACCAGUACAACCGCCUGCGUCAGGAACAGAGCGCCAUCAUGUCCCGCAUCGCUGAGCUGGAGAACGAGUCGCACGAGCACGACCUCGUCGCGACGGAGUUGCGUCCCCUCAACAAGGACCGCUGCUGCCACCGCCUGGUGGGUGGCGCGUUAGUGGAGCGGACGGUGGGGGAGGUGCUGCCCGAUAUUGAGGAGAACCUGUCCGCCAUCCGCGAGGCUCUCACGGCGCUCAACAAGGGUUUGAUGGAGAAGGAGAAGCAGAUGGAGGAGUUCAUGACAAAGUACAAGCUGAACCGCCCCGGCACGAACCAGACGGUGAAGGCGGGCCAGAGCGAGGGCAACCGCGGUGUCCUCGCGUAA
Messenger RNA from Leptomonas pyrrhocoris, 563 nucleotides. Its product is annotated as putative prefoldin subunit 2. The record is from RefSeq and is a predicted model, not a curated record. Gene Ontology annotation, cellular component: prefoldin complex; cytoplasm. Lineage: Eukaryota; Euglenozoa; Kinetoplastea; Trypanosomatida; Trypanosomatidae. The coding region runs from base 138 to 563 and encodes 141 amino acids. Gene Ontology annotation, biological process: protein folding. The transcript has a single exon. Gene Ontology annotation, molecular function: protein folding chaperone.